This is a messenger RNA of Dreissena polymorpha, 5375 nucleotides long. Its product is annotated as growth arrest-specific protein 2-like. Gene Ontology annotation, cellular component: actin filament. Gene Ontology annotation, biological process: actin crosslink formation. The coding region runs from base 225 to 1139 and encodes 304 amino acids. The transcript is spliced from 9 exons. Lineage: Eukaryota; Metazoa; Mollusca; Bivalvia; Myida; Dreissenidae. Gene Ontology annotation, molecular function: actin filament binding; microtubule binding; cytoskeletal adaptor activity. The record is from RefSeq and is a predicted model, not a curated record.
AAUGGCGUCAAGUUAACAUUCGAAACUUACUUUACGAUAGUUUAAUGUUAUGUUUAUGUAUAACUCAUAUUUCGACUGCGUGUUAACCACUGUUUAUUUAAUCAUUAUAGACUUUAAUCCUGAAGGAAAGGAACAGGCACUGACUAGGACGAAAGUGUGCAGAUCAUCUCUUAGAUGAUUCUACAGAACCCCAGAUUAACAGCAAAAUAAUAUUUCAGAUUUUAAUGAUGGAGGAACCCAGCCAAGAUUUGACACUGAGCAUGAAAAUAAAUGCACAGCAGGAGGAGGGAUUGGGUCCUUUAAGAGAUGACCUGGCUGAGUGGAUGGCUAAAACGCUAGAAAUUGACAUAUCUGGUGAGAACUUUAUGGAUGUUCUUGACAAUGGAGUGUACAUCUGUGAUCUUGCCAACAUCAUUCACAAGAAGGCAGAGGAGUGUGUGAAAGAGGGCCGGAGCAAUGACAGCAUUCCAACAGCCCAUCUGAAGUGCCGCCGCAAUGCCAAAUCUGGCACCUGGUUCGCUAGGGACAACUCUGCCAGCUUUAUCAAAUGGGCAAAGUCGUUUGGAAUGAAGGAUGACUGUCUGUUCGAGAGUGAAGACCUUGUUGCCCACAAGUCUGAGCGUCAGAUUAUCGUAACACUGCUGGAGCUUGCCAGGAUUGGCUACAAGUAUGGCCUGGAACCACCCGGCAUCAUCAAGAUUGAGAAGGAAAUUGAGCAGGAGGAGGAACAGCUUCCCAAGGAGGAGGAGCCUAGGCCUGUGACUCCACCUCCUAAACCUCCCGUGUCUGCUAAGUCACGCCCUCUCAAUUUAGAUGAAGAGGUUCGUAAAAUGGCUGCAAGAUGCAGAUGCUCGGAACAUGUUACCAGGAUACGUGAAGGCACUUACAUGGUGUUUGGCAAGGCCGUCAUUAUUAGGCUUUUGAAAGCGUGUGGAAAGCACAUGUUGCUGCAGAACCGUCACCUGAUGGUGAGGGUGGGUGGCGGAUGGGACACCCUGGAGCAUUAUCUCGUCAAGCACAAUCCGGUGUUUGCAGUGGAGCAUCGCAGGAAAGGCAGCAUUGACUUCCUCAACGGGGAUGAUGUGCUGGACAACGACAAGUUCCUGUAUAUCAAGGCCAAGUACAAGUCUCAGAUUUAAGUGUACUUGAAAAUAGCCAUUAAAUGUCACAUUUAUUGUAAAUACCCAUCAGAUGUCACAUUUAUUGUAAAUACCCAUCAGAUGUCACAUUUAUUGUAAAUACUCAUGAGCUGUCAAAUUGAAGGCUGAGCAAAUGUGAUGCUGAGUAGUUAACCAGGUUUUCCGAAGGAAAAAACUGGUUAUUAGAUUGGCGAAUGCGGGCGGGCUGGCUGGCUGGCUGGCUGGCUGGCGGGCGGGCGGAACAAGCUUGUCCGGGCCAUAACUAUGUCGUUCAUUGUCAGAUUUUAAAAUCAUUUGGCACAUUUGUUCACCACCAUUGGACGGUGUGUCGUGCGAAAUAAUUACGUCGAUAUCUCCAAGGUCAAGGUCACACUUUGAGUUCAAAGGUCAAAAAUGGCCAUAAAUGAGCUUGUCCGGGCCAUAACUAUGUCAUUCAUUGUGAGAUUUAAAAUCAUUUGGCACAUUUGUUCACCAUCAUAGGACGGUGUGUCUCACGAAAGAAUCACAUCAAUAUCUCCAAUGUCAAGGUCGCCACAACUAAAAAUAGAUUUAUUUUGAAACAAACUUACAAAGGGGGUUAAUUUUGUUUGUUCAUUUCAAAAGUUCAGUUUGAGUUGUCUCCCUUUAUCAAUUUUUUUUCACAAUGAAAACCUGGUUUUGUGAAAAUUUUGUCCCUUGUUUUGUAAAAUAAUUUGUUAUUGUUUUUAUUGUAGCUUGUUAUUUCAAGAAAGAUUAUCUAUAUGUUUUUGCAAUAGUUUAAUUUUAAUUCAAGUCUUUAUAUAAUAUGUGUUUACAGUGCAUUUGGAAAUGAUGAAGUUUUCAAGUUAAAAAAUUGUGAAGUACAGUAAAAUGCUUUAGGUUUAAUUUAGUUUUCUGGCAUUAACUUCAGUGUGGUUGAUUUUUGAUUUUUGAACAAGCUAGCGGAAUAUUCAGCAUCAUUAAUGAAUAAAACAUAAGAGUAAAUAACCUUGAACCCAUUCAGUUAGAUAGAAAUUGCCUAUUACCAUACACAUUCAUAUGGCUUCAUUCAUUUUGGAAGCCUUUGUACAAUCAGGGAUUUUUUUUGCUUUAAUUUGUUACAGCCUGUGCCAAUUGAAUUGGGAAAAUUAGCGCAAUAAACCAUGAAAUUGGGAAAAAUAGCGCAAUAAACCAUGACAUUGGGAAAAAUUAAGCAUUAUAAAUAGGAUUAUAAGUAACAGAAGUGAUAUUGUUUUUAAGUGCACGUUCAGGGGGUUUUAUAGAAAAGGAGUCUGGUCAAAUUGGGAUUUUUUAAAUCAAUAAAAGUGGCAAAUUUAGGAAUGAUUUAUGGACAAAAAGGACUAAAUUGAAGUUAUAUAUUUUGUAGGAUGUUUAAAAAAUGAAGUUGAGAUCCAGAGUUAAGAAAUCAUAAUUCAGUUAUAAGAGACUUGUUUCUUAAAAAAAAAAAUUAUUUUUUUAUUUUUUUGGGGGGAAAUUAGGCUUUUUUGGGGAAAUUUUGGUCAGAUUUUUGGGAAAAAACGUGGAUUUUUGCGAUUGGAAAGCAGCCAAAAAUAAGCUGUAAUUUUGAGCAAAAAAAUCACUGACAAUCUACCAUUAACAUGUAACAACUAUAGAGUAUUUGCAUUCAUCCUCUUUAUUUAUUGUGGUAUAACACAUUGAUAUAGCAGCAACAAUCUUUACUGCAAAACAAACAUUCAGAAACUUUCAUUCACCAUUGAACAUUACAUGUACAAUGCCAUACCGGCGUUUAAUCCAUCCCCAUUGCGGAUGUUUACAUUUCAUCAAACUUCAUCCUUCAUAGUAACACAUUGUCAUUAUUCAUAGUAUCCAGCAAACAUUCCAAAUUCAUUGAGCUUACAAUAAUUAUUGAUCAGGAGCAUGUUAGACUGCCAUUCACCUAACCCGGUGAAAUGAAACAGCAAUUGUUUAGUACGCCAUUGGCAUACUUUUAAUGCUGAAGAAAUACAUUGAUUGUCCUAUCUGUCCCUCCUUUUUUGUUACUUACCAUUUUCUGUUAAUGAAAGGUUCAGUAGCUUUUAGCAACAUCAAGGCUUGCUACUACUCUCUGAUACAUACACAGGAACUGAUCAUCCUUCCUGAUCCCAUUUAACCUUACAUCACUUUGACCUUGACCUAAUUUAUACUUAGACUAAAUCAAAUGGGCCAUUUUUUGUUAUAUAUGCUCUGUGAAAAAGGGGUUUAAUGCAUGUGCCUUAAGUUUCGUCUGCACAGGCUAAUCAGGGAUGACACUUUCUGCCUAAACUUGAUUUUUGCUAAGAAGAGACUGAAAAUAUCAUAAAAGCAGAAAGUGUCGUCCCUGAUUAGCAUACACAUACACAGUCCCCACAGGCUAAUCAGAGAUGACAAUUCCGCCUUAACUGGAUUUUUGCUAAGAAGAGACUUUCUUUAAAUGGAAAAUAUCAUAAAAGCGUAGUGUCAUCCCUGAUUAGCCUGUGUGUACUGCACAGGCUAAUCUGGGACGACACUUUACGCAUAUGAAUUAACCCACUUUUCACAGAGCAAGGCCCAUAUAUUGUUUCAUAUAGCAGAAAUACUCCCCACCCCUAUUAUAUUAUCAAACCUUACCUGGGGCAUGUUUGUUACUGAAAGAUCCUUUUCAUAUUUGAUUAUAGACUCUAUUGUACAAUUUGUAAGUAAAUAUAUCAUAUGAUAGAUAAAUCUAGGGUACUGGUAUGUGAAUAGCCACUGUGAUAUUAUAGAACAUGGAAAAAUCAUAUUAUUUAAAUAUUUGAAUUGUUGAUGUUUUCUUGAAUUAAGCAAUUUCUUAUUGUUGUAGUUAUAGUUUAUAUGUAGAACAGUGUAGCUUGAAACUAAUCAAUCAAUAAAUUGUUGUUGUAUAGAUAAAACAGUUUAAUGCUCAACUGAGGAUUUAAUUUGUCUGGAAGACAUUCAAUAUUGGAAGUACUUAAGUUUGUAAGAAAAUACUAGUAUACUUUUGACAGUCUACAAACAAAAGCCAUGCUACAUGUAUUUACCUUUUCAAUAUUGCUAGAAGAGCAAAUGCAAAUUUAAAGAUUUGGAAGUGGGAAUGUAUAUAAACUUUUGAUAAUUUAGUGAAUGUCGUCUGGUCUAUAAUAUUUAUGUUACAGUGUUUUGUUCUCUUGUAAAACUUGGUAGCCUUAAAGGGUUCAUUCCUCAACAAUUUACCAGAAUAUCCUCAUUUUAAUGUAAACAAACUGAUAUCUGGGAAAUCCUUUUUGUCCCCUACCGGUGAAACGGUUUGCACUCCGUCUGUCUGUCAGUCAGUCUGUCAGUCAGUCUGUCUGUCACACUUUUCUGGAUCGUGGGAUAACUUUAAAAGUUCUUCAUAUUUUUUCAUGAAACUUGAAACAUGGAUAGAUGGCAAUAUGGAGAUUAUGCAUGUCAUUUCAUUUUGUUUCUACGUCAAGAAUUCUGGUUGCUAUGGCAACAAAUAUUAAAAAUAAAAUUAAAAAAAUUACUGACAAUGGUGGAGUUUCACCGGUAGGGGACCAAUAUUGCUUGGCAAUCUCUUGUUGUUUAUGUUUUACCUAUAUUGAACUUUCAUUUUAUCUGUUUUAGUGUUUAUAAAUUGAAACUUAGUGUUUUCUUACUUUUGGUCUAAUUUUGCAGAUACAAUUUCAGAUUUGUUAAUAAAAAGCUUCUUUUCCAAGUUUGAUUGGGGACAGAUUCCAAUACAAUGUGAGGAAAAACACUGAAUAGUAUGAAGAUAUUUUUGUUUAUUCACAAUCUUGUGCAUAUAAAGUUUCUGCCUUUCAUUUCUGUGUUCAUAUUAUUUAUUUGUUGGUCCCUUUUUUGAUGCAAUGCACUUAUUGUUACACUUUUCACAUUUUAUUUUUUAUUGUUAAUAUAUUUGUAUUAAUAUUGAACUUAGUACAUGUAUUAUGUUAUGUAAUCAUUCCUUAAUGCAACACUAGUGGUUUAAUUGAUUUUUUAGCUCGGCUGUUUUCGGAGAAAACCCGAGGUAUUGUCAUAGCCUCCUUGUCGUCCGCCAUCCGGGCGUGGUGCUUAAACCUUUACAUUGGCUCUAAAAUUAAAGUGCUUCCACCUACAACUUUGAAACUUCAUAUGUACAUGCAUCUUGAUGACUUCUACACGCCACACCCAUUUUUGAGUCACUAGGUCAAAGGUCAAGGUCACUGUGACCUCUAAUAUAAAAGUUUAACUUUGCCUCUAACAUCAUAGUACUUCCACCUACAACUUUGAAACUUCAUAUGUACAUGCACCUUGAUGACUUCUACACGCCACACCCAUUUU